AUGAAGUCAUCACUCGCAGCCUCCGUUCUCCUAGCUGUUGCAGCUGAAGCCCGUUUCGGCCAAGAACAGGGCAACGGCGCCAUCACUGCCAUUGGCGCAUUGACAGACUUGGGACAGCCUGGACAGGCUGCUACUCUGGCCGGAGGCUCGAUCCAGUUCCUCCUUGCUGCCGCCAACCCCUGUGGAAAGCUCACCCAGGCCGAUCUUAUCCUGAGCGAGCUCGGUACCAGUGACGCUGCUGUUGCCGCUGCCCGUGGACUGGUUGCCGCUGAGCAAAACUUCAACCCCUUUGUUGUUAGCGUCCCUUCCAUCUGUGGUGAUGCUACGCUGCCAAAGUCUGCCCAGCUCCGAGGUGUCGUUCCUCUGAUCGAUCCUGCGGUGACUGGCUCAGACCUUGAGAACAAAAAUGCCAACGCCUCCAAGACCACGCCCUUUGCGGCCGAUGGCCUCAGCGUGGCUCAGGUCAUGAUCAACCAGGGUUUCUCCAACUUCACAAUUGUCAACUCGGAUGGCUCUAAACAGCAAGCCUCGGGAGAUUCAGCCGCAGCAGCACCGUCCAGCUCACAGGCUGCCAACGUUGCCGCGGCAAAGACCACUGCUCUGGCCGUUACCGCUGUUCAGUCAGAGGGAUGCGCUAUUCCCACUACCAUGGUCACCAUCACUAGGACUGCUAUUGUUUCUCAGACUGCCGCAGCCUCCAAUGUUGCUGCUGCUACUAGCGCUGUUGCCUCUUCUGGAUCUGCAGCAUCCUCCGGAUCUUCUUCUUCUGGCACUAGCAAUGCUUCGGCUGGCAUCUGUACCGGCGGCGGCAGCACUCUCGCAUGCUCGGCUCCCGCCAACGGCGCUGGUGCCAUCAAGAACGCCGUCACCGGUAACUUUGACGGAUUCGUCAAGUCUACCAUUGCCGGUCUUGAUUUCGGUCUCUGCGUGCCCACUAUGAAGUUUGAGGCCGGUCUCGAUGGCCGCAAGGACACCGAGUUCACCUUCCAGGCCAUCGACCCCCUUGUCAACAAGGGCCAGGAGGAGGCUCUCAACCCCAACAUCAUCACCAACCGAAUCCACGACCAGCUCACCAAUGUCUGUGGAGCCAACGCCGCCGCCAAGGCCGCUGUUGCAGAUGCCCAGACCAAGAUUUCUGCUUUGGGAACCAGGAAUGCCGAUACGGCCAACACCUGGAACUCUCUUCUUGGUUUUGCCAACACCAACAUCAACCCCGACAACGCUCCUGUUGCCGGACUUGUUGGACACACCUAA
Molecule: messenger RNA, 1254 nt
Organism: Trichoderma gamsii
Lineage: Eukaryota; Fungi; Ascomycota; Sordariomycetes; Hypocreales; Hypocreaceae
Exons: 1
Coding region: 1-1254 (417 amino acids)
Source: RefSeq, a predicted model, not a curated record